Messenger RNA from Hymenoscyphus albidus, 479 nucleotides. NCBI's taxonomy places the organism in Eukaryota, Fungi, Ascomycota, Leotiomycetes, Helotiales, Helotiaceae. The record is from the annotation of a GenBank genome assembly.
AUGCAAGUAGUCCUUGUCAACAGUAUCAAAAUUAUAUCUGAAGCUAACCCGUCCUAGCCCUUCGGCUCUAUCCAGUCUUCCCUGUACUUGCUCGCGUCGCCCUCAAAGAUACGAAACUUCCUGUUGGUGGUGGAAAAAACCAGACAGAGCCUGUAUUUGUCCCCAGAGGAACCAACGUGAUCAUGAGCUAUUACGCCAUUCACCACGAUGCCAAUAUAUAUGGAGACGAUGUAGAGGAGUUCAUUCCUGGUCGCUGGGACCACAUUCAUCCGGAUCAAUACCAGUUUUUACCAUUUGGGGCGGGUCAGCGGGCAUGUCUUGGUCAACCUAAAGCACUGGUAGAAGCGGCAUAUGUUGUGGCCCGUUUAGCGGAGAGAUACGAAAUUCUGGAGUGUCGAGACAAGGAGCCGUGGGAGGGUGAAAUAAAGUUGACAUGUAAGAGUGCGAAUGGAUGUAAGGUCGCGUUUAGAAAGGAAUGA